AUGAUCUGUUGUUUUCAGCUGAUAGGAAAGGUAAUAUAUUUGUUUUUCUUUGUAAAUGUUGUUUUUUUAAAUUUUUUAUUAAUGAAAGUGUUAACAAAUUUAUGAAAAAGGAUGAUUAUCGCUUAGCUGGUUGCGCUGUUAUUAAAAAAUAUUUAUUAACUAAUAACACUUUCAGUUAAUGGAAGUAGAUCAGGAUAUUGUGCCUUGUAGUAACAUGACAAAGAAAGAUCAUAUAGAGUCUGUAGCUAAUAGCUAUACUACUAUGGCUCACAAGAAGAUAGUGCACUUUGAUGAGUAUUGGGGCAGGUUGCAACUUGUGGUAUCAAAUGUCAUGGAAACUAGGCCAUUGGAUCAAACGGCUUGGAACAAUUCGUUUUUGUAAGUUUUUUUUGAAUAUUAUUAAAAGUUUAGGUAUACCACAUACAGAAUUUGUCUUUUUUAUUAUUUUAUGAUUGUCUAUGAUUGGUGAUCAUUUUAAUAGGUUAAAGUAAAAAACUUAAAAUUCUAGUGAUAUAUACGAGUUAUGUGUUGGACAGUACAGCAUUGACUUAUAUGGAAAACUGAUUGAUUUCUUUAAAAACAGAGUCCAAGCGAUAUCACAGGUGAGCUUGACAUUGAUUGUAUUAAGUUUUGUUUUAAAACAUUACUAAGAUUACUUUACUAUACUGCUUGUAAAAAGUUAAUGUACUGGUAGUCAAAAACCAAGGUUUCUUUAUGAUGAUUUUACGUAUUUUCAGGACCUGUCUGGACUGAAAGGUCUUGACCUUCUCCACGCUUAUUCAACUUACUGGUACAGAUAUGAUUUGGGUGCGGGCUACGUGAAUCAGCUUUGUAGAUAUUUGAAUAGAACGAUGUUAAAGGACACGAACGUGCGAACAUUUAAAAGGAAGUUCGCCGAGUUGGAGGAGGAUAUGGAAGGAAACAACUUUCAGAUUCAAAAUGUCAGUUUUCUUUUGAGGAUCUUUUGUUGGUUUAAUGAGCAAAUUGGUUUAGUUAUGACCAAUAUUUUUUAAAUUUCUGUAUUCUGACUACUUUUAGACGGCAAGACGUUUAUGGAGGAAAGAGUUGAUUCUGCCGCUGAAAGAUAGGUUGUACGAGGUUAUUUGGUCAGUCUUCAUUCAGACGAGGGAUGUGUCAUAUGUUACUUAUCCUACUUUGGAUGUUAUUAAGGUUUUGGAUUCGUACAUCAGCGUAAGAUUUCAUUUUUGUUUUUGUAAUUACUGUAAAAUUUGUCAAUAAAUUUGUUACACAGUUAUUAUCGAAUUUUAAAUAUUUUUUUCAUUUUAGGUAUGCUUUGCCUCAGAUCAUGAACGUAGAACAAUGCUGGCUUCAUUUGACCCAAACUUGUGUGUUAGACCCAACUACCCCUCUCCACCUCAACUCAACUUCUACGUCGAGAUCUUUGAGGACAGGUUCUUGCAAGAUAACAGAGCCUACUUUCGUGAGAUGUUGGCCACGAAGUUGGUGCAUUACAACAUGUACGAUUACAUGACAAAGAUCAUAAAGAUUCUGGAGAACGAAGACAUAUUGGCGUCUAAUAUGUUGUUCAUUCAGACUGUGAAGAAGCUGCUGGUACUUCUGAGGAAGAUCUUUAUUUUAGAACAAUUACCACGGUUUGAUGAGGUUGUUCCUGAGUAUGUGAAGCUGGAGAAAAAGGCUGGUAAGUAUAGACGGACGAUAUUAUCUAUACAAAGACAAUUACACUCAAAAAACUAAAAACAUAUACAUGUUAUAUGUAUUUAGAUGAUUUAUAUAAUGUGAAUUACGAUAUUUAUUUCCAACUUUCAGAACUCCGACUGACCUACAUUCUCCUGGACUACUUCCCAGAUGCUGCUCAGAUUCUGGUUAACGAAUACGAGAAGCAGGUGGCUGCAAGUUUAGAGAAUCAUCUUGGAGGACUCUUCUUGAAUCCAUCCGUGUUUACUGAAGCUGCUUGUGCUAAACAUGCUUUCUACACAAAGUUUAACAAAGAAGUCUUCAGCGAUGCCGUGUAUAUUCAACAUGCCCUCAGAAGAGUAAGUUUUUGGUUUUAUAAGCUUCAAACGCUAUCUUUUAUGUGAGUAAAAUAUUAAAAAUGAUUUUAUGUUUAACAUGCUGCUUUAAUAUAAUUGGUUCAGGCAAUUGAAAGUGUUGUGAAUAAAGAAAGAGAAGGAGAAAAGUUUUAUGCGGCCAAAAUGUUGUCGCGACACAUGGACUUGUUGCUGAAAAGAAGUUCCAAACACAAAGCAAUUGACAUCGAUACGAAGCUGGAUGAAGCUGUAACAAUAUUCAGGUACAUCAGGGACAAGGACACGUUUCACAAGGUAAUUUUGACGUCUUAAGCUACUUUCAUUCAUUCUACUAUCCUUUUUUUGGUAACUAGAAGUGUUUUGUUUAUUGAUCUUGCAAUCAGUUAAAUGGUGAUAUCAAUGUAGGUAGUUUUGUACAUGAUGUUAACAAGUUGUUUAUGAAACUUAUAGUAGCUUUAUGUUAGUUUCCUUGAAUUCCAAGCUACCUGUAUGACGUAAAAUUCUUUUCCACGAAAUUCUUGGGUAAUUAAAGUGUUAAUCCGACGGUAAAACAGUCUUCUGGUAUUCGAAUUGUUUGCGUGUAUUCGUGGUUGGCAGGCCAACCAACUAAUUGCCGUCAAACCAGUUAGAGUAUCGUGUAGUACAACUGACAAACGUAGUUUAUAGGGCAUCUGUUUUCGUGUAGCAUGUAAUGUGUAGAGUAAUAUGUGGCUGGUUAUUGUGAAUAACACUGUGUUAUUAUCAGAAUAAUAACGGAGAUGGAUUUGUUAAGGACGUUUACCGGUUUACUUUGUUAUAAAAACGAAUCAAAUCUGUUAUAAUGUUGUUGUAGGUUAUAGCGUAAGCGAUGAAACGGAAAAGGAUAGAACAAAGUCCUCCGCCAAAGUUUAGCUACAAUAUUGCGAAACUUGAGCCAAUGUUAGAAACGAAUUCUCUUCAAUUCAUAACCGACUGGUCGAAAUCACUGUUGGAGUUAAGAUUACUAACAACCGUCAUUCCGUCUUUAACGGGGUUUACACAAGUUGUUGAUAAAGCGUUGUCACAACCAGUCGAUCCGGUCAAAUUAUGGUCGAUGGAUUCAGAAUUGAUCGGGUUUCUCAAGAAACAACAUGUUUGGUUGAUUUUUGAGGUCGGAUUGGUACUCAUUUUGGUGUUAGUAUUGCUGUUGAUGUUUCAUAUCUGAAUGACUUGUUACCUUCUAGCUAGAGUCAAAUAAUAUUCGAUUGUUUAACAAUAAAACCAUUUAAUUUCAGAUUUUCCAACGAAUGUUUGCCAUCAGACUUCUGAAUAAGCUCUCCGUGUCAAUGGAAUUGGAGCAGAUGAUGAUCGAGAAGCUGAGAGACACUUGUGGCCAUGAAUAUGCUGGCAAACUGAGUAGGAUGUAUCAAGAUUGUCAGAAGAGUAGACAGUUGAACUUGACAUAUCACGAGGAUACCGAGUUCCACUGUGAUCCUUACAACCGUGAAAAUGAGUUUACAGUAAUACAAACGUGUGCUUGGCCAGUGAUUUGCUCAAACGAGGACCCUGCCCUCAAGAACAUUAACAUACCACAAUCACUGAAGGCAUACGCAGAAUCCAUCGAGAAGUUCUACGAAAAGCAGCAUGCUGGUAGGAUUCUGAAGUUCGCAUAUCAUGUGAGUACAGCUGACGUUGUGAUACGACUAGGUUCGAAACGUUGUACGGUAACUAUGACGGUACCACAAGCGAUGAUACUACUGGAAUUCGAAACAAGAGAUGUUAUGACGAUCAAGGAGUUGAUUGAAGUAACUCAGAUCAGCUUCGAGUAUGUUUGUUCGUCUCUGAAGGCCCUCAUCGACUUCAAGGUGCUCAAGGUCAAGGAAAAGGUUAGUUUUCAUAUUAUUUUUAAAUGUUUUCUAAUAUCAUAAUAUAAUUAUUACUCUAAAAUACCGAACAUUAGUAUUGACCAAGUGAAAGUCUUAUUUUAGUAAUUAUGAUAAGCUGUUUCAGCAAGGUUGUUACACUGAAGAAACGCCGGUACACUUGAACUCCGGGUUUGAAGCACUGAGAGCACGUGUGCAUCUACAACCUCCAACGAUUGUUUCGAAAGCAAAUGAGAACAAUCCAAUGCCAUCCAACCGAGAAACCCAACAAGACAGAAAAGUGGCAGUAGAAUGUGCCAUAGUCAGAGCUAUGAAGACGAGAAAAGCCAUGAAACAUCAAGAUCUGGUUGAUUGGGUAAAUUUUUGAUUUAUUAUCAGACGAGCCUACUUAUAAUAACACUUAAUAAUGUUCAUGUUGUAGCAAAAUGAAUAUUUAAACGGCACUGUUAAACCCUCUAUUUAAAGCCUGAUUUAGGUAGUAACCUCAAUAGCUGACCGUUUUGUGCCCGACCGCCCCUUCCUCAAGCAAUGCAUCGAAGGCCUGAUAGAAAAACAUUACCUACAAAGAACAGACAAUGUAGACGAGUACGAGUAUCUCCCGUAA
Bursaphelenchus okinawaensis is the source of this 4454-nucleotide messenger RNA. Lineage: Eukaryota; Metazoa; Nematoda; Chromadorea; Rhabditida; Aphelenchoididae. The record is from the annotation of a GenBank genome assembly.